GAAAUAUUUAUACGGCCUACAUUUAUUUCUCUCGUGAGUUUGGGUGCAGUUUGUGGUUGUCUAUGUGUGUGUUCAUGGCACCCGCGACACAGGGUUUCCCUAGUGCGGGGUAUAUUCAGUGUAUGUGUUAUUAAACUAGAAGUAAAAUACAUAAAAAGAUAUUUGAUUUAAUUUGACUUUAUUUACAAACUUGACUACUUUUGCAGAGAAUGGUAUAACGAUUGAACAUUUCCCCAAAUUAAAACUAGACAAUUUGAAAGAAUUAUGCCCACAUAUGGGGACUAGACUAUCUUUAGAGGAAAAGAUAGGGGAGCUUAUUACUGCACAGGCAACGACAGAUGCAGUAUCUGAAUCAACUGAUGAUCAAGUCAUUAUUACUCCCACCUCCAGUAAAUUUGAGACAAGCACCAGUGAUGCCGGUUUAUUAGUUUCAUUAGAUGAACUACAAGUGGUCGACGUCUUGGAAACAACCAAAAGUGUAUCUAGAAAAACAUUUCCACAUUUUGAUUUGGAGACACUACUGCAUACGUCAGCAGGUGGCAAUAGUAUUUUAAAAUACUAUGAAACAUAUGGUUUUCUCAAUAAUACCAAGAGAAACCAGUUGACCGAUAUAAUUAUAAAACAUAUAUACACAUACAUUGUCAAUUACCGGAUAACCUAUGAAGAAUAUAAUAUUAUAUCUGCGAAAAUAAUAUCACUGUUUCCAAAGGAGUCAAUAGGCACUUAUUUUACCAAACCUAUAAAAAAAAAUAAUUCAUUUAAUGGACGUUCUACAGUAGCACGAGGAAAAUUGGUGGACAAAGUCCGUAACCUUCUGUAUAAAUAUGGAGACCACACACACAAGCGACAAUCUGGCACUCUAGAAAAUGCUCCACCGUUUAAAAGACAGUAUAUUCAAGGUUUGCAAGGUAAUUUUUUUUUAAAUGGGCUUGCAAUUAAACCCACUGACUUUCACUGGGUUAAAGCAAUUUAUGAACCUAUUUAGGUAUUUGAGAGUAGGUAUUCUAAGUCGCAUCAUUCUGGGUAUUUAAUACAGGUAAAUGUAACUCUAAAUCCUCUGUAAGU
This is a messenger RNA of Hyposmocoma kahamanoa, 1065 nucleotides long. RefSeq lists its product as uncharacterized. NCBI's taxonomy places the organism in Eukaryota, Metazoa, Arthropoda, Insecta, Lepidoptera, Cosmopterigidae. The coding region runs from base 275 to 985 and encodes 236 amino acids. The transcript has 3 exons. The record is from RefSeq and is a predicted model, not a curated record.